Molecule: messenger RNA, 228 nt
Organism: Mesorhabditis belari
Lineage: Eukaryota; Metazoa; Nematoda; Chromadorea; Rhabditida; Rhabditidae
Source: the annotation of a GenBank genome assembly
AUGCACACGGUCUACAUCCUCGACUUCGGGAUUGCUCGCAAGUACACAAAUCACAAGGGAACGCUCAAGUGCAAGAAUGACUAUCAGAAGAUUCUCACCUACAUCGAUCGCCUCGAGUACACCGAUCAUGUCGAUGAUCAAUUCACCUACGAGAAGCUCAAACGGAUCGCUGCCCAGCAGAGCAUCAACAUCGACGGCCCGUACGAUUUCGAGCCGCCUUCAAAGAAG